AUGGCCACUGUCACCACUCUCGUCCAGCGACCAAGAAGAGCAGCGGCUGUGCGCGCCGAAUCGCUCGUUCAAUACAACAAGCGCGGUCGUGAAGAGCGUAAAGCAGCCAAAGUCGAAAAACGAAGACGAAAAGAGGAAGCCGUCGCGGCGAAGGCAGCACCAUCACCACCAAAACAGCCAAAAAAGAAGGUGAAAAGACCAAAGACCAAAAAGAAGCAAUUUGACAAUGACAGCAACAGUAUGGGGCAACAAGUACCGCCUUCGCCACCAGAUUCUGACGACAUGACUAAUGACCAAGAACCGAACCAGGUCGCUCCUCCGGUGUCGACAAUAAGUACUGAUGAGCAGGAAGAGCGUCUCCCACGUGUGUAUCAGCUUUCAGUGGAAGUCUGGGAGCUCAUUGUGCAAGACCUGUACCCUUCGCAGCUGGCAACACUAGCCCAAGUGUCACGCACUUUCCACGACAUUGUCAACUACCUGCCUUUAUGGAGGUCUAUUUGUGCCAAAGCUGAACUGGGUGAGCCGAAGAAACGUGGCAAGUGCAAGACCUACUUUAGCUUGGUGCUGAAUAACAGUGAACGCAUCUGUGAGAAGUGCUUUUGCAAAUGCCAAAAGUCUGGAUCGAAAUCUGCCUUGCCUGUCCAAUUGCCCAACUUGGACAAGGAUGUGAACCUUUGCCGGGAUUGUCGCCGUGCUCAUUAUAGGGUCCAUCCAGAACCUGAGCCAGAAACUGAUACGGAACAAGACUUGUCGGAAGAAGGAACAGGACGACGGCGCCACUCCCAGCACCGCACACGCAUUACCAAAGGUCAUGCUAUGUCGACUUACAAGUUGAAUGAUUCGGAUAUGGACAACAUUCCUCACACAGCAACACGCAACCCAUACUAUCGCUCUGCGCCGCCGAUGCGACUCUAUUACCGAUACCGAGUUAUCCGCUAUGCGCGCGAGAUACAUGGAGGCGAAUUGGGUAUUGAAGCGAUGCGAACCAAAUCCAAGCAAACCGUCUCGACCCGCCGCCGCAACACCGAAGCACGCAUUGAACGUGAACGUCAAGAGCGUGAGGCGCGUAAGACAGAGCUCAAUCAGCGGUUCGAAGAGCUGAAAGUGGAUCGAACGUGGAUACACUGGAACAUUGAGCGCUACAUCGAUGCCAACGUUGGUUCCAUUGAAAAUUGCAUCCUCCUUGCGAGCGAACGAAUGAAGAAAUUUAACGAGCUAGCAGCGCGAAUGCGGGCAGCUGGAUACGAAGUGGACGAGCAGUCGCGCAUUACUGUAGGAUACAUGAGUGACGAAGGCGGAAGCUUGGAUAAGACUGUGCAACGGCUGACAGAGGAAGCUGUUGUAAAGCAGCACCGCGAGCUACGACUGAACGAAGUGAUCACAGCUUUGAGCAACCAUGGUCUCCCGCCUGAUCGGAAAGACAAGUCUGUCUUGUGUCGAUCGUACAUUGCCUCUGGUUCGGGUGAACUUGAUCAGGCCAUGCAGACUCUGGUCGAACUAGAUUGGUUCAAGCGGGAGACCUUCUACGGCAGCACGGACCCCAGUCGAUACUAUGAUCCCAUGAGAGACUGGCAUUUUCACCGUGAAACUUUCAUAAGCAGGAAUCCACGCAGCAAGUGGUAUGCUUUGAAUCAGUAUCUUCUCAUGCGACUGAGAAGCAACAAUUUGCAAGACGUCAAGGAUGACAACGACACCCCAGCACGACCUCCCCAAUCGCUCUGGACACGAAUCCAGGAAAUGAUGCCGAAUGUUUGGAAAACGGUGGGCAAUGAACAUGCGACUAUGGGUUUCUUUGCAGAUCAGGAGAACUUGACGCAAGCAUUGUCGUCGGAUCCCAACGAUCCAUCCUUUAUCACGGAUGAUAUGAUUAUCAAGCUGAUGGAUGAAGGUGCCGAGGCCAAGGCCAGGGGUAAUGCAAGUGGACAGGAACAGGCUCCAGAGCAAGCAAGCGGGUCUUCCUCUCAACAAGGUCGAGGUAGAGGACGACAAAACAAGCAGCAUCAACAGCAACAACUACCACCCGCACCACCUACACCGCCGUCCAACGUCUCAUUCUCAACUGCAAUGCGUCAAGCAAUUGGUGAAUCCGAAUUCCGAUCAUAUCUCGUCGCUGCUCGAGCUUUUCUGGUGCAAAAGAUCAAAGAUGCCUAUAUCCUGAGCAUACCCCAAGGGAUCCAAACAUUCAUUAACGGUUGCCGUGUGGAUCCAACAUUGACGCGUGCCACUUACGAGGAGCGCAAAAGGGCUUUUAUCCAUGACGAGAUACCCACCAUUUCACAGAAAACGAAUACCCAUGCGGCUUAUCUGAUAAUGCUACUUGAUCACGCCAAUCCAUGGAGCUACUGUCCCUCCUAUAACUAUGCUCGCUACAACUUACAGAUGCAAUAG
Messenger RNA from Zychaea mexicana, 2388 nucleotides. RefSeq lists its product as uncharacterized. NCBI's taxonomy places the organism in Eukaryota, Fungi, Mucoromycota, Mucoromycetes, Mucorales, Lichtheimiaceae. The record is from RefSeq and is a predicted model, not a curated record. Gene Ontology annotation, molecular function: protein binding. The coding region runs from base 1 to 2388 and encodes 795 amino acids. The transcript has a single exon.